Molecule: messenger RNA, 192 nt
Organism: Yarrowia lipolytica CLIB122
Lineage: Eukaryota; Fungi; Ascomycota; Dipodascomycetes; Dipodascales
Source: RefSeq, a predicted model, not a curated record
AUGCUACCUAACCUGCUGUCUCUGCCGGCAAGACUUCAACACUGGCUGAGGCCGUUUGUCAUUCUGCGAGAAGGGGUUGUGAUGCUACCUAACCUGCUGUCUCUGCCGGCAAGACUUCAACACUGGCUGAGGCCGUUUGUCAUUCUGCGAGAAGAGAAACCCGCUGCCUUCUUCAAGGGAGGAGCCGCUUGA